AAAAAAAUAAAUGUAAGUUGAAAUUCGAUAGCAUUUGAAAUUAAUGACUGUUAAUGAACUAGUCUUUGAACAAUAGGAUCUUUGAAUAAAUGUAUUUCUGCUGUAAAGAAUGUGUAUGGAUAUCUGGAGAUCUCAAGGAACAGACUUCAAGAAUGUCCGCUUGCAAGUAACAAUAAGGCGAGUAGUUCUUCUCUUUCUGGUGUGUCUCUCCGUCUACAUCUACCUCUACAUCAACACAUUUGAUGGCAUGAAGUCGUCUGCUGUGUAUGGACUUCAGAGACUAUUUGAAAACGUUGCUUUCCAGAAUUCGAUCCCGUCACUGGGUGAGGAACAAUCACAGACACAUCUUCAAGACUUGAAAAGCCUGAAGAUGGAGUUCUUCGCCAGGAGAGAAAUAGAGCAAGAACAGACCACACCAUUGCCUACAAUUACCGAUGUAGUUAAAAUCCAUAGCAACUUCGAUAAAGAACAAUUACAAAAGUAUAGAACAAGGAUUUUGAAAAAAGAGAGUGUACCAUUGUUGACGUUAUUCACCACGUGGAAUUAUAAUCUUGAAAAAGAUCUAGUCCAUAAUAUAACAGUGUUCAAUUGGAUGUCCCUUAAUCCUUUUGUGAUACCGGUGGUAUUUACUAAUGACAGUGACGUUGCUGCAGAUUGUUCUAGAAAAGGAUGGAAGGUCUUGCCCGUCUUGAUCACAGCUGCUGAAGGUGUUCCAGUUCUGAAAUACAUGUACAGAGAUGUGAUGGAGAAAUACAACACCACCUUAUAUGCCUAUAGCAAUGCAGACAUCCUCUUCGCCGACACUCUUCCAGACAGCCUUGUCCAUAUAAUCACAAAUACAUCUCUGGACCUCACUCAGCCUGCACUAAUGGUUGGGAAAAGAACCAACGUUAAAAAUGUUACAUCCGAAGAAGGAAGUGCUUGGUAUAAUAUAACAAAGAUUGCAAAAGAUAGGGGCACAUUGUUUAACGGUUGGGCAGAGGACUAUUUUAUUACGACUAGAUCGUUCCCAUGGCAUGACAUGCCCGAGGUUGUGAUUGGAAGGAGAGCUUAUGAUAACUGGUUAGUUUUUCAUUCCCGAGAAAUGAAAUAUUCUGUGAUAGAUAUUACAAGGAGAGUGUUAGCUGUUCACCAAACGACAAAAGCAGGCAAUCGUGAAGGUCAUAGUCAUAAAAACAAAGAUUACAAUCAUAAUUUGGUAGUAAAAAUGUACAAAAUUAUAAGGUAUCACCUUGGUGUUAUCGAGUGUAUAGAGAAGUAUACACAAUAUGAAUAUGGUAUUGUAAGGAUCAAAAAUCGUAAUAACCGGAAAGGUUGUAAGGCCGGUUGAAGAAAAGUGCAGAAGACACCUCGAUCUAAAUAUAAAUAUAACAGAAGCUUUCUAAUACGAAGCAUUAAAAUUUGUAAUUGCCAUGUGAUAUAUACGAGUAUAUAUGAGUAGUAUAGUAAAAUACAAACGCGUGACAGCAUACAUUGGUAAACAUGAGGUAAUGUUAGUAAAUGAUCUACCUGCUUGGCUGUAUUUGUGUUGCAGAUGAACAACAUGCCUUGUCUGUAUACAUUGUGUGUUAUUCAGCUUAAAUAUGUAACGUUGAUUGUUUAUUUAUAUGAAUGCUACCAAUGUUGAGAGUUUUGCCAGGGGUCGCAUCACAGUAUAUUUUGGAGGCCUUGACUUGGAGAAAGCCAUUUCACUUUUGUGCUAAGAGAAAUUCCUAUAAUCAAAUAUGAAUAAAUUAUUCUCAAACUA
This is a messenger RNA of Mya arenaria, 1747 nucleotides long. RefSeq lists its product as uncharacterized. The transcript is spliced from 4 exons. The coding region runs from base 110 to 1330 and encodes 406 amino acids. The record is from RefSeq and is a predicted model, not a curated record. NCBI's taxonomy places the organism in Eukaryota, Metazoa, Mollusca, Bivalvia, Myida, Myidae.